Oryctolagus cuniculus (rabbit) is the source of this 2718-nucleotide messenger RNA. The record is from RefSeq and is a predicted model, not a curated record. Lineage: Eukaryota; Metazoa; Chordata; Mammalia; Lagomorpha; Leporidae.
GGAGCGGGAUCUAAGAUGGCAGCGGCGGCGGCGGCGGCGGGGCCGGGCGCGAGCGGCGCGGGGGCGGCGGGCCCGGGCGGCGCGGGGCCCUGCGCGGCCGUGUCCGUGUUCCCCGGCGCCCGCCUGCUCACCAUCGGCGACGCGAACGGCGAGAUCCAGCGGCACGCGGAGCAGCAGGCGCUGCGCCUCGAGGUGCGCGCCGGCCCGGACGCGGCGGGCAUCGCCCUCUACAGCCAUGAAGACGUGUGUGUGUUCAAGUGCUCGGUGUCGCGGGACACGGAGUGCAGCCGCGUGGGCAAGCAGUCUUUCAUCAUCACCCUGGGCUGCAACAGUGUCCUCAUCCAGUUCGCCACUCCCAGUGAUUUCUGCUCCUUCUACAACAUCCUGAAGACCUGCCGGGGCCACACCCUGGAGCGGUCUGUGUUCAGCGAGCGGACGGAGGAGUCCUCGGCUGUUCAGUAUUUCCAGUUUUACGGCUACCUGUCCCAGCAGCAGAACAUGAUGCAGGACUACGUGCGGACCGGCACCUACCAGCGCGCCAUCCUGCAGAACCAUGCCGACUUCAAGGAUAAGAUUGUACUGGACGUCGGCUGUGGCUCCGGGAUCCUGUCGUUCUUUGCCGCCCAAGCGGGAGCCAGGAAGAUCUAUGCGGUGGAGGCCAGCACCAUGGCCCAGCACGCUGAGGUGUUGGUGAAGAGCAACAACCUGACCGACCGCAUCGUGGUCAUCCCCGGCAAGGUGGAGGAGGUCUCACUCCCCGAGCAGGUGGACAUCAUCGUGUCCGAGCCCAUGGGCUACAUGCUCUUCAACGAGCGCAUGCUGGAGAGCUACCUGCACGCCAAGAAGUACCUGCGGCCGGGCGGCAACAUGUUCCCCACCAUCGGCGACGUCCACCUGGCGCCCUUCACGGAUGAGCAGCUCUACAUGGAACAGUUCACCAAGGCCAACUUCUGGUACCAGCCAUCCUUCCAUGGAGUGGACCUGUCGGCCCUCCGAGGCGCCGCGGUGGACGAGUACUUCCGGCAGCCCGUGGUGGACACGUUUGACAUCCGCAUCCUGAUGGCCAAGUCUGUCAAGUACACCGUGAAUUUCUUAGAAGCCAAAGAGGGAGAUUUGCACAGGAUAGAGAUCCCAUUCAAGUUCCACAUGCUGCACUCGGGGCUGGUCCACGGGCUGGCCUUCUGGUUUGACGUCGCUUUCAUCGGCUCAAUAAUGACCGUGUGGCUGUCCACGGCCCCGACAGAGCCGCUGACGCACUGGUACCAGGUCCGGUGCCUGUUCCAGUCGCCGCUGUUCGCCAAGGCGGGGGACACGCUCUCCGGGACCUGUCUGCUGAUCGCCAACAAGAGACAGAGCUACGACAUCAGUAUUGUGGCCCAGGUGGACCAGACGGGCUCCAAGUCCAGUAACCUCCUGGACCUGAAAAACCCUUUCUUCAGGUUGGCCGCGCUGGCCCCGCGGGCGGCGGGGCGGGGAGUGGGGAGCGGGCGGCCCCUGGUGACACGUCCCCCCUCCCCGGGCGCAGGGAUGCCGACCGCCUACGACCUGAGCAGUGUUAUCGCCGGCGGCUCCAGCGUGGGCCACAACAACCUGAUUCCUCUAGCCAACACGGGGAUUGUCAAUCACACCCACUCGCGGAUGGGCUCCAUAAUGAGCACAGGCAUUGUGCAAGGCUCCUCGGGCGCCCAGGGCAGCGGCGGCGGCUCGAGCGCCCACUAUGCGGUCAACAGCCAGUUCACCAUGGGCGGCCCCGCCAUCUCCAUGGCCUCGCCCCUGUCUCUCCCGACCAACACCAUGCACUACGGGAGCUAGGCGCCGCGGCCGCCCGCGACAGCACCAGGAAACCAAAUGACGCCCCUGCUGGAGCAGCCCGAACACCCCGUCACAGCCCUCUUUGCUAUGGGAACUUGGACAUUUUUUUACACCGUGUUGCCGCCGCCCCCCUGCCCACGAGCGCGCGCCGCUGCCAUCCCGUCAGGGGCGCCUUCGUCCCCCUCUCCCAGCCCCCCGACCUGGCCUUGACAUCUGUCGCGGCCCGCGGGGCCCACAGCUGCGCCCGGUCGGGGUGGGAGGCGGGCGCAGCUGCCGCCCGGCCCGGCUGGGCGGGGCCCCCUUCAGCUCCCAGGCCUUGGUCACCACGGGCGUGACAUGCUGCUUUUUUUAAUUUUAUUUUUUUACGAAAAGAACCAGUGUCAAUCCACAGAUCCUCUGAGAAACCCGGCCGGCCGGGCCCAGCCAGCAGCCCCCGUCCCCCCCUCGGACUCAGAGGCUCAGUGGCGGGGCGUGGGGGGGGGUGCCGGGGCGGGGGGGCGGCCUUGCAGGGUCCUCAGGGCCGGGUGGGGCCAGGCCCUGGGACCCCCUCCUCACCCAAGGGUUCACCUCACACUUGAAUGUACAACCCACCCUGGCUGCCUGGAGGCUCCGUCCGCAGCCCCCGCCUCCUGCUGCUCCCAUCCCGCCCCGCCCCGCGCCCCGUGCUAGACCGGUGGCCUGGAGGGUAGGUCCCAGCGCCCCGGGACAGGCACGGACACCUGGCGCUGCGCCCCGGGGCUGGGGGGGGGCGUCCCGUCCUCUUCCUCUAGCUAACCCUAGGCCUGUGUUGCCGCUCCAGUCCCUAUACCAUGAUGGCAUUUCGGCCCCUCCCAGCCUGGGAAGGGACCUCUCCCUCCAGACACAGAAAAGAAAGAAAAAAAUAAACCAAGCAGGACAUGGAUGUCA